CCGUCGCAGCCCUCCCACGCCCCUAUCUCCCGUGUGUUUCGUUUGCGCCGGUGCGCCCUCACAUCACUAGCGAAAUCUACUCCCGCUGCACAGCCCCCACCCGCGCGGUACGUCGCGCGAGAUGCAAUCUGCUGCCGCCAGGCUGCUCGCCGCGACCUCGCCGCGCAGCCCGCGCACCCACCUCCUCCUGCUCGGGCGCGGCCUCUGCUCCGCGUCGCCAGGACAACCGGAUCCGCGCCCCGGCCCUGGGCCCGGCCCUGGCCCCGACCCGGACCUGCAGCUCGUCGGCGCGCUCUGCCGCGUGCUGAGCGACUUCCGCGGCCCGCGGCACGACCUCUGCGCCGCGCUCCACGCCUUCGCGCCCCGCCUCACCCCUGCGGCGGCGGCGGCCGUCCUCCGCCGCUGCCGCAACCUGCCCGUGCCCUCGCUCCGGUUCUUCCUCUUCGCCGCCGCGGUGCCGGGCUUCACCCACCUCCCGGACUCGCUCCUCGUCCUUGCCGGCUCGCUCGCGGGCGCGCGGCUCUUCCCGCUGCUGCGCUCCCUGCUCUCGGACCUCCCGCGCUCCGCGCUCUCGCGGGACCUGUUCCCGCUGCUGUUCCGCUCGUACGCCCGUGCCAGCCUCCCCGACGACGCCAUCCGGGCUUUCUCUUCCAUGGAGGGGUUCGGGUUCCCGCCAACAGUUGCCGAUCUCCACUCCCUGCUCUUUGCAUUGUCGCAUAAUGGCCUGGUAGAGCAUGCCGAGGCCUUCUUUAGGGAUUCAGCGUCACAGUUCGGUCUCUCGGCAAAAACCUACACCAUCCUCAUCUCUGGCUGGGCUGUGGUCACAAAGCCGGAGAAUGCCCGGAAGCUGUUUGACGAAAUGAUUGAGAGAGGCAUCGAGCAUGAUGUGCCCGCAUAUAACGCGUUAAUUGAUGCCUUGUGUCGAGGAGGGGAUGUUGCGCUUGCACAUGAGCAGCUAAAAGACAUGCAGCGCCGCCACAAGCUUGUCCCUGAUGCUGCCACUUAUGGCCCGUUCCUUCGUUCUGCAUGCGCGUCAAAGGAUGCUCGAGCUGCUCUUCGUGUGCUAGAUAGGAUGCGUAUACACGACCUGACACCAAAUGUAUUCACGUAUAAUGCUGUCAUCCGGUUACUGUGCGACUUGGGAGAGAUUGAUGAGGCUUAUAAUAUCCUUAAUGAGAUGGCAGCCUGUGGGCAAAUGCCUGAUAUUUGGAGCUACAACACUCUGCUUAAUGCACAUUGUAAGCUGAAAGAGACUAACAUGGAUUCAGAGCCGUCAUCACAGAACCCAGCAGAUAUGACUGCAUUUGUGCAAAAUCUCCUUGGACAAAUGCAAACAAGGUUCGAGUCAAUGUCGCAGAACAUUGUGUCGAAGAUAGAUGAAAUGGGAACCAAGAUCGAUGAGCUGGAGCAGAGCAUCAAUGAUCUCAAAGCUGAGAUGGGCACGGAGAUGCCUGCCAAGAAGCCCGAUGAGGCAAAGCCUGCUGACUCUGCAUAACUUGGCUGUGAUCCAGAGACUGGCGAGUUUGUGACAGAUUUUUAGAGUUAUGCGAAUCUCAUUGUCUUCCCUGGACCAUCUGCAUUGCAUGAGUGUACUGUCAGCUUUGUAGACUGGAGCCAUCUUAUGAAAUACUGUAUCCAUAGUUUGGGCGCUCAGCUCUCUACAUUUGUGCAAAUUCAUUGGUGUUUCUUUCCCCUGUGAUCGCUCACCAACUAUUUGUUUGGCUUUUCUAAGUUGUUGAUGAAAAGGUGAUGUGCGAAA
Panicum hallii is the source of this 1759-nucleotide messenger RNA. RefSeq names its product pentatricopeptide repeat-containing protein At1g52640, mitochondrial-like. Lineage: Eukaryota; Viridiplantae; Streptophyta; Magnoliopsida; Poales; Poaceae. Gene Ontology annotation, molecular function: transcription corepressor activity; protein binding. The record is from RefSeq and is a predicted model, not a curated record. The coding region runs from base 122 to 1495 and encodes 457 amino acids. The transcript is spliced from 5 exons.